CUUUGGCGUUGAUAUAUUUUUCCAAUUCCAUCCUGUGCAGCAAUUAUAUAUUUAAUUGCAACUAAUCUUAUUCUUAUUCUUAUUAGUGCACCUUUUCUGCUUGCCUUCUUCUACACGAAGUAAUUCUGAUUUUGAGCAUAGAUUAGUCGUGCAAGGUUGAUUGACAGUCUGACCGAAGAUUUCACUGUAGAGAUUUUACAAUGAUGAAUUGUAUCACCUACACAGUCUCCUAAAAUAAAUCAACAAAAAUUUAUAUAUACAAAAAAUUGAAGAUUUCGUUGGAUUCGAAUUCCGAUUUCCGAUUCAGUGAAUGACAACCACAUAAAUAUUUUCCAUUUAUUCAAUCCCUUGCUUUUUCCACUCUGCCAGUGAGCCCAUCAAGAUAUCGAAGUCUUUGUUCAUUUAGAAGUAUUUGAUCAAAAUAGCAACCAUGGCGAGCCAACUGGUACCGAUGCGGGGGCUUGUGCACCUGCGGCAGAGCUGCAGGCAUGCUCCAACGGCGGUCGGACGAUCAGACUCAACGAGGUGCGUCUCUUCCACCUCUGUUGCAGCAAGGCAGAGCCGCAUGAGAACUCAGGACACGACCCGCAUGCAUAUGUUUAGCACCAGUUGUACAACUUCUUCACGUGCUGCGGCUGGUGCGAGAGGAUCAAUCUUUGGUGUCGCGAGAAGUAGAUCUAGAGCGUCUGCGUGUCCAUUGGUGUGGAGGUCCUCGACGUCUCCUCUGAGCCGUUGUGCUCGAAUCAGCGCAUCUUGUUCAAGGAGCUUCUCGUCAGCCGCGGAAGAAGCAGCAGUGGAGAGAGACCAGAUGGAGUACGAUAUCGUCAUCGUGGGCGGCGGACCUGCAGGGUUAGCUGCCGCGAUCAAAGCGAAGCAGGUGCAGCCCGAUUUGAACGUGUGCUUGAUCGACAAAGGCGCUGAGGUCGGCGCUCACGUUUUGAGCGGUAAUGUCUUUGAUUAAGGCUCAAAUGAAUUCAUUUCCAAUUCCAAGCAGGGUCUGUCUGUCAUUUUAUUUUCUCUUCUUCCUUCUUGUUCUUGGGAACUACAAGGGGAACAAACUUAAAGAAAUGAUAAUGAACUAACGAAAUGAAUUACUUUGAGCUCUAAUUUGAGCCACGCGCCUUAGACGAGUUGAUCCCGGACUGGCGAGAGCGUGAGGGUGCACCAUUAGGCGGCGAGCAGCACGAGACGCCGGUCGAAAAAGAGGCCUUCUUUUUCCUACUGAACGAGAAACGGAGUAUCAAAUUGCCGAACUUCUUGUUGCCCAAGGAACAGCAGAAUCACGGGAACUACGUCAUCUCCCUAGGCAAUCUCUGUCGCUGGCUGGGCGAACAGGCAGAAGAAUUGGGCGUUGAGAUUUUCCCAGGGUUUGCCGGUGAAAAACUCAUCUACGAAGAAGAAUCAACAGAAGCAGUAGACGGUUCUACUCCACGAGUAAUCGGUGUCCAAUUGAAAGACGUGGGCAUAGCGAAAGACGGAACGCAAAAAGAUAGUUUCGAACUGGGUAUGCAACUCAUGUUAAGGCUCAAUUUAAUUCAAAUUCAAAUUUCUGCAGCAAGUCAUGAUUUCUCACUGCUUUCUUCUUAGGAACAAGGUGAAAAAAAUGGAAGCAGCAAGAAAUAAAUUACUUUUAGCUCCUCUAAUUAUGGGCAAGCAAGUGAUUCUUGCGGAAGGCUGUCGUGGAUCUCUGACGCUUGACUGCAUCGACAAAUUCAAUCUUGCUGAGGAAUCUUGUCCGCAGCAUUACGGCUUCGGAAUCAAGGAAGUCUGGGAGGUAGACCCUGAAACCAACGAACACUUUAGGUACUUCUAUAUACUUUUGAUUCUGCUUUUUUACAAUUUUUGGAGUUGGACUACUAGCUCAAAUUGUAGAUGAGAAAUUGUAGGUAACUACCUUCAACAUAAAAACGAACAUGUCAAACUGAAAUAGUCCCACAACUACCUCAACACAGUCCUGGCUUCAUUUCGCAUAGUGUCGGAUGGCCGCUCGACCAAAGCACCUAUGGCGGGAGUUUCAUGUACCAUAUGAAGCCAAAUCUGAUUCACAUCGGAUUCGUUGUCGGACUGGACUACAAGAACCCGCACUUGUCACCGUACCAGGAAUUGCAGAGGUUCAAGCAUCACCCGCGUAUUUCCAAGUAUCUCGAAGGAGGCACUUGCGUGAGCUACGGAGCGCGCUGCAUCAAUGAAGGUGGACUCCAGUCCAUUCCAAAGCUGACAUUUCCAGGAGGGGUGCUAGCAGGCUGUGGACCGGGAUUCUUGAACGUGCCGAAAAUCAAAGGAAGUCACACAGCAUUGAAGACGGGAGCGCUCGCAGGAGAACACGUGGCAAAUUUUCUGUUAAGGUGGCAAAUUUCCUGUUCAUUCAAGACUGUUGUAGAUCGUGCUUGUGGUGCAUUAGUCCUAAAGUAGGAGUUGUAGACUAGUGGUCAACAUUGUGUUUAAGUCUCUUCCUUCGGCACGCCAUAGCUGGACUUUUUCACGCAGCAUGCCGAAAUUAAAAUCGCCUUCUAAUUCUUGCCGCCAACGCUGAAGGCGAGGAAGGAGAAGCGGCCGCAGCAGAGAAAACUACAAGCGAUUUAGCCACGACUGGUGAAGUGCAGGUAACCAGCUACCAAAAAGCGGUGGAAAAUAGUUGGGUGUAUGACGAGUUAAAAGUAGUUCGGAAUUGUCAACCAAGCUUCAAGUAUGGCCUCUUCGGGGGUCUCAUCUACUCAGCCAUCGCUUUGCACGUGACACGGUAUAAUCUUUUUAGCAAGAGAAUGAAUCGUGUGUUUUUUAGUUUUGGUGUAUACAACUGAUUUUAAAUUCAACAAGAGAAUAAAUCCAUCGUGUUGAACUGAUGUUGUUGUUGUUUUUAGUUAUUUUUUAUAGAGAAGCUAGCAGAAGCUGCAGCGUCAUCCUUUCUUUGAAUGGUUCUGGUAUUUGGUAACCUGAGUUUGAUCCUAAGGGAAAACAAGAAGAGAACCCUUAGGAUCAAAUUCAGGUUACCAAAUACCAGAACCAUACACUCUUGAUGGUCUCCUUUACUACAGGGGUCGCGAGCCAUGGACGUGCCGAUGGACGAAAAAGGAUCACGAGUACACAGAACCUGCGGAGAAGCAUACAAAAAUCGAGUACCCCAAGCCGGAUGGAAAGUUGUCCUUCGAUAUUCUGGAUAAUUUGAUCCGUUCCGGCGUCAAGCACGACCACGACCAGCCUGCGCACUUGAAAGUGAAGGAAAGCCAUUCCUCAGUCCCCCUCGACGUGUCGCUGAAGGAGUACGAUGGGCCAGAACAACGCUUUUGCCCCGCAAAGGUGUACGAGUAUGUGCCGGGUGAAAACGGAGAAAAACGACUACAAAUCAACGCCCAGAACUGCGUACACUGCAAAUGCUGCAGCAUAAAAACACCGAUGGAGUACAUCCGUUGGACAGUCCCAGAGGGUGGCGGCGGACCGCAAUACAGCGGUAUGUAGAGCAGCUUUAUGUACUUACUGAGAAGUAGAUAGUCUUGCUUGUUCCUUGUAUGUUGUAGAAGUUUUUGAAUAAUUGAAAAUAGAACCGCGAAAUAGAAUUAGAAAGUGAUGAGUCUGCAACUACAUUGUGCCGGCGGUACAAGAAGGAUGUUUGGAGAACCCGCCUAAUCGAGUGCGUCAAAGUGAAUCAAUAAGACAUAGCUGUAAAGAAGUGCAACAUUAUGACGCAUUCUUGUGCAAUUUUUGUAAGUUUUUGUCUGCCUCUGCGAUAACGAGGAAAUCCUACACCUUCCCAUUGAUGAUAUACACAGAGUUUGUAUCUAUACUUAAUUCGUCUAGCCACAUCAAGAGCAACAUGCUAUGGCAUCGCGAACGUGAAAUGAUAUGCCUGUGGUCUCUCGCCUAAACGAGAGCUGCAAAUCGAUCAUAGUAUAUUCCAGUUAGAGUUAUGAUGAUUUCCAAUCUUCUAGAAUAGAAGAUCAUCCACUCUUCAUUGGCUUAUGUUGUAGUUUUGAAAGCAGACUAGCACAGGGACAGAUUAGGCCUAAGUGUAGAAAAGGGUGAGACAUGGGGCUGGACUUCCAUCCUAAUGUUGACCUGAAUAUCAGUGUAUCAAAGGUUGUAGACUAAUAUAUCGACUCAACAUAUGCGGUAACGGUGGCAGUGGCUUCUCACCUGCUGAAGUAGAUACGAAGAUGGACCGACAGAAACAACAUAAUAUUUAUAGUAUCUUGGUGGCCCUGCCUGCCCCAGUGGGUCACUUUAUGUGUGCAGAUUUUUCCUCAUACUCAAGACGAAGACAGACACUCUUUCCCACGCGCAACCAGCCCUUCUCCACAUGUAGUAGACAUAUUGUACACCUCCUUUUGAUGAAAAAUUAAU
Molecule: messenger RNA, 4338 nt
Organism: Amoebophrya sp. A25
Lineage: Eukaryota; Dinophyceae; Syndiniales; Amoebophryaceae
Source: the annotation of a GenBank genome assembly